UUCUGAGGACGAGAGUUCAGGACCAAUCGUGAACAUUCGACGGAAAAAGGGGAAAGAUGGACGGUUUAUUGCUGAAACGUCAUCAGUGACGAGUAGAAGAGCCAGGACUGAAAUACCUGCUUGGACUGUUAGUGAUCCAGUGCCAGGUGGACCUGAGGACGGGAGUAUUAUUCCCAGUUUCCUUGGACAUGUCGCUUAUGGAAUAUGGACAGGGAAGGAGGAGUGAGGCACUCUGAAGUGUCAGAGUAGACAUGCAGUUUGUAAGAGGCUGUCAGCAUGGCAUCAUGACGCCUCAGACGAGGUCAAACACCUGAUAGCCGAGAGUGGUUUGGGGCAUCUCCCUGAUAUUAUGUUCAGUCACUUGGAUAUUCCGCUCCUUUCUGCAUUUGUGGAGCGAUGGCAGCCUGAUACUAACUCUUUUCACCUGCCAUUCGGGGAGAUGACCAUUACACUGCAUGACGUGUGGAUUAUUCUCCGUAUUCCUGUGGACGGAAAAGUGGUUUCAGAUAAGCCCGGGAAACAGUUGUUGCUUGCCUCCUGUGUAGAGAUUUUAGGGAUCUCUAUGGAUGACUUGUUAGCUAAUUCGACGAAGCAUUAUGAAAAUGGAGGGGUUCUGAUUGAGUCCAUUUUUAGGAAUUGUGGACGGGGUUUGAGUGCUGAGGUUGAGGCAAUAGCGUGGAUGUGGCUGACGCUAGGUUGCACUCUUUUCGUCGAAAAGACUGGCCACCGGGUUAAACCAGCCUGUCUUUGGGAGGUUAGGGAUGGAGUCGCAGACACGAAGGAUUAUUCUUGGGGUUCUGCUACACUGGCCUAUUUAUUUCGUCAGUUAGGAAUCGCCUCCAGAGGCGACUGUCACGGUUUGUCUGGGUGUCUGACACUUCUCCAGGCUUGGAUAUACGAGUAUUUUCCAUGUUUCAGACCCCAGCGAGAUAGGCUGAUUACAGAGAUUGGCACUCCUCGAGCGUGUAGUUGGAGUGUAUCCGGGACAGAGUGCACAGAGAUCCGGCUUCAGUAA
This is a messenger RNA of Mercurialis annua (annual mercury), 1015 nucleotides long. RefSeq names its product protein MAIN-LIKE 1-like. NCBI's taxonomy places the organism in Eukaryota, Viridiplantae, Streptophyta, Magnoliopsida, Malpighiales, Euphorbiaceae. The transcript is spliced from 3 exons. Gene Ontology annotation, biological process: meristem development; meristem maintenance. The coding region runs from base 350 to 1015 and encodes 221 amino acids. The record is from RefSeq and is a predicted model, not a curated record.